Messenger RNA from Caenorhabditis bovis, 1056 nucleotides. Lineage: Eukaryota; Metazoa; Nematoda; Chromadorea; Rhabditida; Rhabditidae. The record is from the annotation of a GenBank genome assembly.
AUGUCGCGCAUCUCAUCGAUGGCGUACAAGUUCAAACAGAAUUCGAUCAAUGACGAUUCGCGGCAUCGAUCGCAGAGCAACUCGCGGCUCUUUGAUCGCAUUUACGGGAGUAUGCGAGGGAAUAAGGCGUUUGAACACACAAGUUCCUACGACGAAUCAAUAAGCGGAUUCAUGAGGCGACGAUACGCAGGUAACGGCGAAAGAAGUAUCCCAUUGAGAUACGGCACCAAUCCACAUCAAAGAGAUGACGCUGAGUUGUACAUAGUUGAAGACGAGAUGCCAAUUAAAGUUCUUAAUGGCUCACCUGGUUAUAUAAAUAUUUUGGACGGGUUGAACGGAUGGCAGUUAGUCAAGGAAUUGAGCGAUGCGACGAAUAUGCCAGCUGCGGCAUCGUUCAAGCAUGUAUCACCAGCAGGCGCCGCAAUCGGAGUGCCAUUAAAUACGGUUGAAGCCGCUUGUUGUAUGGUUGCUGAUCUACCAUUGGAUCCAAAGAAACCUUCACUUGCAGCAGCAUAUGCGAGAGCAAGAGAGCAGGAAUGGAUAACAAGCGAUCGGCUCGAGCGGUUUGCACCGAUUGUUGGUGCCGAUCGAAUGUCGUCUUUUGGCGAUUUCAUCGCACUCUCCGAAAAAUGCGAUGAGCUCACCGCUAAAAUAAUUAACAGGGAAGUUUCCGAUGGUGUAGUUGCACCUGAUUACGAGCCAGCAGCUCUUACAAUUUUGGCGAAUAAGAAAAGUGGAAAUUAUUGUGUGCUUAAGAUAAAUCCUAAUUUCCUUCCAUCUGAAACGGAAGAGCGUACUGUAUUUGGAAUGAGAUUGCGUCAGAAGAGAAACAAUGCCGUUAUCAAUGCUGACACAUUCUCAAAUGUUGUUAGCAAAACCAACAAUCUUAAUAAGCAAGCGAUUGACGAUUUGAUUGUGGCGACGAUUGCACUGAAGUACGCACAAUCGAACAGUGUUUGUUUCGCUCACCGAGGACAGGUGAUUGGCAUGGGCGCUGGUCAACAAUCUCGAAUUCAUUGUACUCGACUUGCUGGCGAAAAAGCUUCGAACUGGUGA